Molecule: messenger RNA, 2013 nt
Organism: Polychytrium aggregatum
Lineage: Eukaryota; Fungi; Chytridiomycota; Chytridiomycetes; Polychytriales
Product: kinase-like domain-containing protein
Exons: 10
Coding region: 67-1548 (493 amino acids)
Biological process (GO): peptidyl-serine phosphorylation; intracellular signal transduction
Molecular function (GO): protein serine/threonine kinase activity; ATP binding
Source: RefSeq, a predicted model, not a curated record
GCUCCUGCGACUUUUGGCUUGAUCCGGUCCACCUGCUUGCCCCUCCCGAGAGCCGUUUGCACAAUCAUGGGCGGCCUUCUGUGCAAGUCCGAGCAGAUCGACUUUGACGACGAUGUGGAGCUUUACCACUUUCACCUGAUGAAUGUCAUCGGCAAGGGUGCUUUUGGAAAGGUCCGAGUUGUUCAGCACAAGAAGACCCAUAAAUACUACGCCCUCAAGUAUAUCGACAAAGAGCGAUGUGUCAAGUCGAGGUCGGUUGAGAACAUCAUCAUGGAGCGCCGUCUGCUUGAGCGAAUCAGCUCGCCGUUUGUCUGCAACCUACGAUAUGCCUUCCAGGACGAGGAGCAUCUCUACAUGGUCCUGGACUUGAUGAUGGGCGGCGAUAUGCGAUUCCUGCUGGACCGGCGGGGUGCCUUGACGGAGCCCAUGGUCCAGUUCUAUGCGGCCGAGCUCUCCCACGCCCUGCAGUACCUCCACUCGAGGAAUAUCGUGCACAGAGAUCUGAAACCCAGCAACAUUCUGUUCGAUGAGCACGGCCACGCCCAUAUUACCGACUUCAACAUCGCAACGUUUUACAAAGACCAUCGACCGCUCACCUCGGUGGUCGGAAGUCUGGCAUAUAUGGCCCCGGAGGUUCUUGCACGGCUUGGAUAUGAUGCAUCGGUGGAUUGGUGGAGCCUGGGCAUCAUCCUAUACGAGUGCACCUAUGGUCGGAGACCCUAUGCAACAAAGUCGACCGAGCUUCUUCAACGUGCCAUCAUCUACAACGAUAUACCAUUCCCAAAGAGCCCUGUCGGAGAAGAGUGUCUUGAUUUCAUCCGCAAGCUCCUGUCCCGUGAUUCACACAAACGAAUCGGAUCACGAUCAGCAGGCGGGUUCGAGGCUCUGAAGCAGCACUCGUUCUUCAACGACAUCAACUGGGACCUGCUCGUGCAGAAGAAGCUGACGUCGCCAUAUGUUCCCGAUUCCCAGCGGCCCAAUUUUGCAGUCGAACACGAGCUUGAGGAGCUGCUAUUGACCGAUCGCCCCCUUACCGACAAGCGCAACCGACGUAACAAAAACAUUAAGCGAGAUCCCAGCGUUGUCUUGCCGCCGCAGUACCAGUAUAUGGAAUCACACUUCAAGCUCUACGACUACACCAGACCCGCUACGUUCUACAACCACAAUCAGCCCAACAAACCCAUCACCACAAACUCGCCCCAGCUCCGGCUGAUGAGUCAGGUCAGCUCGCCACCCAUGUCCCCGAUUCAAACCGUGGCCCCCGAGAAGAGUCGAAUCGAAUCGCCCGACCAAACAAGCCGUGCUCGUGGCGAACUGACCACAACCAUUUUCAAGGAUGUCAUGGAAGGCCGUGACGACAUGAUUCAAUACGACUCACAAAUCGAAAGCGCAAUCUCUGGCUCAGUACGCUCGACUUCGGUGCAGUCGGGCGAAGUGCAGAUUGACCGGAUUCCGUCUGCCGAGCCUGCCGAGUGGCUGAUGGCCAGGAGCACCAGCCUGCAUAUCGGCCCUCCCUCGGAGUCCCGCCCACCCUCUAAUCAGCGAUGAUCCCAAGCCAUGUGCUGCACCAACGGCUCCACUGACUGCCCUUGACGCAGCCUACCGCUUCUCGGUCUGCUUACUCUCCUGAACUACCUGGCCUUGGCCAGCCGAACGGAUCUGCUGCGGGCCACCGCUCUGUCAAGCCUGCGGCGAGAUAUUCUGCUCUGCUUCAUCGAUCGCUACUCCAUCAGACUCAUUACUGAACGAUCCCCGCCCCCCCCCACCACACCCAUCUCCACUCAAACCACCUCGCCAGAACGCGAUUUGACUCGUCUCUGGAUGGCUGCGUGACAAGUCCUGUCUCUUACACUUUACACAGGAGGGAAAUGGGACACUUGCCCACAACCCAUAUGUCAGCGUAGUCUGUGAUGGCAUGCGUCCAACUAUGCCAUAAGAAAUAUAUCAGAUCACUUUGGCAGCCUCCGAGUGAACACCACCGGUCGCUCUCCGGUCUCCACAAUCGACAUGCUC